AUGGCCGCCAAGGCGCUCCCUACCCACCUCCGCGCCCCCGCGAACGAUGGCUCUUCUGGCUCGUUCGAGGGCAAGCACCACGGAAAGUCCCAGUCGCACAUGGCCGCCUCCCACCAGGCGUUCGAGAAUGCUUCUACGAGUGUCGCCGCCUCACAGAUGCGCAAUGCGUUGAAUGCGCUUGCCGACUCUGUGACCGACAGCAACGAGAAGAAGCGCUUCGAGGCUGAGAUGGACAAUUUCUUUGCUCUGUUCCGCCGUUUCCUCAACGACAAGGCCAAGCACAACGUUGUGGGCUACGACGAGCUCGGUGCUGACGCCUCGGUUGAGUUCCUGAACAAGCUGGCCGUGGUUAAGCUGAACGGUGGUCUGGGAACCUCCAUGGGUUGUGUUGGUCCCAAGUCUGUGAUCGAGGUCCGCGAGGGCAUGUCCUUCCUGGAUCUGUCCGUCCGCCAGAUCGAGCACCUCAACCGCACCUUCAACGUCAACGUUCCCUUCGUCCUCAUGAACUCCUUCAACACCGAUCAGGACACCCAGUCCAUCAUUAAGAAGUACGAGGGCCACAAUGUUGAUAUCAUCACUUUCAACCAGUCCCGCUACCCCCGUAUCAUCAAGGACUCCCUCCUGCCCGCCCCCAAGAGCUUCGAUGCUCCCCUUCAGGACUGGUACCCCCCUGGCCACGGUGACGUCUUUGAGUCUCUUUACAACUCCGGCACUCUCGACAAGCUGAUCGAGCGUGGCAUCGAGUACAUCUUCCUGUCCAAUGCCGACAACCUGGGCGCCGUGGUGGAUCUGCGCAUUCUGCAGCACAUGGUUGACUCCAACGCCGAGUACAUCAUGGAGCUGACGGACAAGACCAAGGCUGAUGUCAAGGGUGGUACCAUCAUCGACUACGAUGGCAAGGUCCGCCUGCUGGAGAUUGCCCAGGUGCCCAAGGAGCACGUCAAUGAGUUCAAGUCCAUCAAGAAGUUCAAGUACUUCAACACCAACAACAUCUGGAUGAACGUCCGCGCCAUCAAGCGUGUUGUCGAGGAGAACGAGCUGGAGAUGGAGAUCAUCGCCAACGAGAAGUCCAUUCCCGCUGACAAGAAGGGUGAGGCCGACCAGGCCAUCUACCAGCUGGAGACCGCCGUUGGUGCGGCCAUCCGCCACUUCAAGAACGCCCACGGUGUCAACGUGCCCCGUCGCCGCUUCCUCCCCGUCAAGACCUGCUCCGAUCUCAUGGUCGUCAAGUCUGAUCUGUACCGCCUGGAGCACGGCCAGCUGGUCAUGGACCCCAACCGCUUUGGCGGUGUCCCCGUCAUCAAGCUCGGUUCGGACUUCAAGAAGGUCUCCGACUUCCAGAAGCGCAUUCCUUCCAUCCCGCGCAUUGUCGAGCUCGACCACCUCACCAUCACCGGUGCUGUCAACCUCGGCCGCAACGUUACCCUUAAGGGCACCGUCAUUAUUGUUGCUACCGAGACCAGCACCAUUGAUAUCCCCCCUGGCUCCGUGCUGGAGAACUGCGUUGUGCAGGGCAGCCUGAGAAUCCUGGAGCACUAG
Messenger RNA from Penicillium canariense, 1539 nucleotides. It is a transcript of the gene ugp1, whose product is annotated as UTP glucose-1-phosphate uridylyltransferase. Gene Ontology annotation, biological process: UDP-alpha-D-glucose metabolic process; glycogen metabolic process. Bases 1 to 1539 code for a protein of 512 amino acids. The record is from RefSeq and is a predicted model, not a curated record. Gene Ontology annotation, cellular component: cytoplasm. Gene Ontology annotation, molecular function: UTP:glucose-1-phosphate uridylyltransferase activity. Lineage: Eukaryota; Fungi; Ascomycota; Eurotiomycetes; Eurotiales; Aspergillaceae. The transcript is spliced from 3 exons.